AGACACGAGCGACUAUCGACCACUGCGGUUGUUUACAAUAUACAGCGCGGAAGAUACAUGUUAUAGACGUUGUGAGGAAUUCAAAUACAGGAGGUGUCAGAUUGAUCAAGCAUCACAGAUUAAUAAGACCAUAAUCACCACUGAAACAUCAGACAGACACAACCCAGCUUGUCGACAAACUAGGACAAGAUGUGGCGUCGGCAAACGCAGCAGCUCUGUAGCAGAGUGUUGUUGUCUGCAGAAUGCCGAAGGUUUGUGUCCGACGUCUCGAAGGUAAUGGCCAUAAGGCGGGAGACCAUCAAUGUUUGGGAGCGGCGUGCCCCUCUAGCCCCUCGACAUGUCCGAAAACUGGUGAAGAAUGGCAUCAAGGUCAUCGUCCAACCGUCAAACAGAAGAGCCUACAACAUGAUCGAUUACGCCCAGUGUGGAGCUGUGAUACAGGAAGACAUCAGUGAGGCCUCUCUGGUAAUCGGAGUGAAGACUGUACCGAUCGACCAGCUCAUGCCUGACAAAACCUAUGCCUUCUUCUCCCACACCAUCAAGGCUCAGAAGGACAACAUGCCUCUCCUCGAUGCCAUCUUAGAAAAAAAUAUCCGGUUGAUAGACUACGAGAAGAUGGUGGAUGACAAAGGUCAGCGUGUGGUAGCCUUUGGAAAAUAUGCUGGUGUGUCGGGGAUGAUUAACAUACUUCACGGCCUGGGACUGAGGCUGCUGGCCCUGGGACACCACACUCCCUUCCUGCACAUCGGUCCGAGCCACAACUACACUAAUACAGAGAUGGCUCGUAGGGCGGUGAGGGAUGCUGGGUACGAGAUUGCUCUGGGACGACUACCCAAGUCCAUAGGCCCCCUCACCUUUAUCUUCACAGGCUCUGGUAAUGUGUCACAGGGAGCACAGGAAGUGUUCCAGGAGUUUCCGUUUGAGUACAUAGAACCAGAACACCUACCCAACGUAGCAAAGCAUGGCUCUACAAGCAAGCUGUAUGCCUGUGUUGUCAGUCGAGAUUCCCACUUUGUCCGUAAAGAUGGUGGCAAGUUCAAUGCGGAGGAGUUUGAGCUGGACCCUUCUAAAUUUCUGUCUGUGUUCAGCCACAAGAUAGCACCAUAUGCCUCUGUGAUAGUCCAUGGAAUAUACUGGGACCCUAGUGCCCCAAGGCUUCUGACCAUUCCUGACGCAAAGACAUUGCUCCGCCAUGACGAGUCGCCAUGGUUACCUUCCACACCAGGGUGUCCCCAGCUGCCUCAUCGCUUGCUGGCCAUCUGUGAUAUAUCUGCUGACCCCGGUGGCUCUAUAGAGUUCAUGCAGGAGUGUACCACUAUAGAUUCACCCUUUUGUCUGUACGACGCUGACCACAAUAUCAACACAGAAAGCUUUGCUGGGGAUGGAGUGCUGAUUUGUUCGAUAGACAACAUGCCAGCUCAGAUACCUAAGGAGGCUACAGACUUCUUCGGAAGCUUGCUUCUUCCCUACAUUGAGGACAUGAUUAUCUCUGACGCUGUAAAACCAAUGGACGACUAUCAGUCCUCGCCCAUCGUCAAAAACGCUGUGAUUGCAUCAAAUGGAAAACUGACAGAACCGUUUGAGUACAUUACUGAACUCAGAAAGAAGUCACAGUCGUCAAAGAAAGCUAAGAAACUUGUUCCAGGACAGAUGAGAGUGCUGGUCCUCGGGGCAGGCUAUGUAUCUGCGCCUGCAGUAGAAUAUCUGACCCGGGACAGCAAUGUCCAUGUAACUGUGGCGUCCCAGUACAAGCGUGACCUGGACGAGCUUGAGAGCAUGUGUAGUAAGGCUGACCUCAUCCUGAUGGACGUGAUGAGGAACACGGAGGAGCUGACAAAGAUGGUGGCCGACAGUGAUGUGGUGGUCAGCCUGUUACCUUAUGUACUCCAUCCUGAGAUCGCCAAACUUUGUAUUGAACUAAAGACCAACAUGGUGACAGCAAGCUAUGUAUCCCCGGCGAUGAGGGCACUUCACGAUUCAGCUGUGGAGGCUGGUAUCACGAUCAUGAAUGAGGUUGGCGUUGAUCCUGGUAUUGAUCACAUGCUGGCCAUGGAGUGUUUUGACGAGGUCAAGCACGCUGGAGGAAAGAUAAAUUCUUUCAUUUCCUGGUGUGGUGGGUUACCUGCCCCUGAAAACUCCAAUUCUCCGCUGCGCUACAAAUUUAGCCAUAGUGACAUAGAAAGCUGGUCUCCUGGUGGUGUGCUGCUUAAUUGCCUAAGUGGGGCCAAGUACCUAGAAAACAACAGAAUUGUUGAAAUCCCUGGUGGUGGCACGUUAUUGGACAAGACUCAAGAGUUGAACUUUAUGCCAGGUUUCAACAUAGAGGGAUUUCCUAACAGAGAUUCUACUGUGUAUGGAUCAGAGUAUGGUAUAGAGUCAGCCAAGACCAUCCUCAGGGGUACCAUUAGGUACAAGGGGUUCUGUGACAUUGUAAAGGGACUGAUGAAACUUGGACUGCUGAACUCUGAACCAGUGGUAGAACUCCAUCCCAAUGGGCCAGAGAAAACAUGGAAAGCUUAUAUGUGUGGUGUGUUUGGCAAGUCCCAUGAUCUGUUUGGCGAUACCCUGAAGGACUUGGUGUUUGAGCAGGUCGGGCGAUCAGAGCAGAGGCUACAGGCUAUAGAACAAUUGGGACUACUAGAGGAAGAGCUGAUAGAUAUGAAGGGAACACCUGUAGCCACCCUAUCUAACUUCCUGUCAAAGAAACUUAACUAUGGUCCAGGCGAGAGGGAUCUUAUCCUUAUGCACCACAACAUUGGGGUCCAGUGGGCCGAUGGAUCGGAGGAGGAGAGACAUGUGGGACUUGUUGUAUACGGGGAUGCCAAAGGACACUCCGCCAUGUCACGUACUGUAGGACUUCCCACAGGCAUCGCCACCAAGAUGAUCCUAGAAGGUGAGAUUCAGAAGAAGGGUGUUCAGAUUCCUCUCUCACACAACAUGUACAGCCCGAUCCUGUCCCGUCUCAAACAGGAAGGCAUCAAUCCAACAGAAGAGAUUCUUAUCAAGCGACGCUAGAGUCUGCAGCAGCAUAGCGGCAAAGAAAGUCGAGGACUGUGAUGUAAUAUGUUCUGUAAGGGAAUAUCAGAAAAUAAUAAAACGGAAGCUGAUCAUGGUUACCGACCUGAUUCUGUCCAGAUUCAUGCAAACAUUCUUGUUUGAUUGGCUACUAGAAUGUAGUCAGUGUUGAGCUGAUAAAUCGAAAACAUUUUUGUUGUAUGAGAUUUUAAAAGUUUGUUAUGAUAGUGUUGAUACAGAUAUAGAGCAGUUAUACCUACUGGGAUGUUGUUACAGUGGUGUAUUUAUGACUUGGUGGGGGGGG
Mizuhopecten yessoensis (Yesso scallop) is the source of this 3319-nucleotide messenger RNA. RefSeq names its product alpha-aminoadipic semialdehyde synthase, mitochondrial-like. The record is from RefSeq and is a predicted model, not a curated record. Gene Ontology annotation, molecular function: saccharopine dehydrogenase activity. Gene Ontology annotation, cellular component: cytoplasm. Lineage: Eukaryota; Metazoa; Mollusca; Bivalvia; Pectinida; Pectinidae. The transcript has 24 exons. The coding region runs from base 190 to 3015 and encodes 941 amino acids.